AUGCCACCGCAGCAGAAGCGCCAGCGCUUGAAGUGGGUGCCCAGGGCAAAGCCGAAGGCGAAAGCGGCUGCGACGCCCGAGACUGGAGUUGCCAAUGCAGUGGCUGCUGCCGAACCAACGGAUGCAGGCCCCAGCGCGGCGAAAGAGGUUCCACUGAAGGAGGAGCCCCCUGCCCAGCGAGAGACGGGUGCCCUGAAGGAAGAGGAUCCGAAGGCCUCGUUGAGCGGUGCUGCGACGUCCUCGGCGAGUGAAGCAGGUGUUGUGCCGCCGGAGGAAUCGCCGACGAGGAAACGCCAGGAGCCGCCCGUGAUAGAGUUACCCAGCACGCCGCGGGAGACGCUGCUGAAGGACCUCAGGGGCUUGCUCCACUUCCUUUGGGUUCACGACGGCGCCCUCGGUACUGGUAUCUCCCUGUUCGAUCGCAGCGACAGUGAAAUCUGCAGCGACAGGGAACUCCUUGCAGGAGCAGCUGCAGGGGGACAGCCGGAGCUGAAUUUCGAUGACUUUUUCGAUUUCGCACGUGCGCUGCCAGUCACCCACGUCGUCCACGGCAGAGCUGGCUCGCUCUGGAGCGACGUGACCAGCACGUGGCUUCGCAUGGAGCUGCCAGCCGCCACUGUCGCCGACAGCACGGAGGUGACGAACGCAGGAGAUUCCUGGAAUCCCGGCCCGAUGGUCACCUACCAUGGGACGAGGUGGCCGAAGCUGCCGUUCAUCCUUCGCCAGGGGCAGCUGCGAUCGGGGCCUCGGGAGGCCGGGGGCCAUCGAGGCGUCUGGAGCUCUCCGAGUUUCAAGGUCGCCGAAACCUACUCUUGGCCCGAGCCUUUGGCGGGCGCCAGCAAGGAGCCCUGGAUUCCCUGGAAUUGCGAGGCUCCCUCAGACUCGGAGCCUCCCCCGGAUCGCUUCCAAGUUGUCUUAGAGCUGGAGAUACAGGAAUGGAAGAAGCACGCUCGGCAC
Symbiodinium sp. CCMP2456 is the source of this 957-nucleotide messenger RNA. The record is from the annotation of a GenBank genome assembly. NCBI's taxonomy places the organism in Eukaryota, Dinophyceae, Suessiales, Symbiodiniaceae.